Molecule: messenger RNA, 5761 nt
Organism: Thunnus maccoyii (southern bluefin tuna)
Lineage: Eukaryota; Metazoa; Chordata; Actinopteri; Scombriformes; Scombridae
Gene: aida
Product: axin interactor, dorsalization associated
Exons: 10
Coding region: 680-1594 (304 amino acids)
Biological process (GO): determination of ventral identity
Cellular component (GO): membrane
Molecular function (GO): phosphatidylinositol binding
Source: RefSeq, a predicted model, not a curated record
UUUGGUCUAUAUAAAAAAAAACCUGCGAAAAAUAACCUCCCCAAAAUAUUCAAUUUACUAUCACAUAAAGUCAAAAAGCAGCAAUUCUCGCAAAUGAGAGGCUGGAACCGUCAAACAUUUGGCAUUUUUGCUUAAAAAAUUACUUAAUUUCUGUUCUUUUAUAUCGAUAGACUAAUUGUUUAUCAAUUGACUAAAUGGUUCAACUCCAUAAACAACAUUUGUUUAUGGAGUUGAAACACACAAAAGGCCAAAUUAUAAUCCAAACAAGCCUAUAAACCAAACUAAUGUUAUAUAUGUGAUUACAGCUGCAAACUAUAUGGUGAAUAAAGCUAACUGAGCCUUUAGAUAAAAUACCAGUUUAACAUGUUUUCCACAUUGCUGUUUUAAUUGCCAUCAACACAUUUACUGAACAGACAUCCUGUUGCCGCUCAGUCGGGCGACCCCGCGUAUCGAAACGCGCGCACCCCGAGCUCCAGGCGGGACUUCCUCUCUGUUGCGGAUGCGAUAUUAGGGUGAGCAGGCAGAAAGGGCUUGGUCGGGGUGUCACCGGUCUAUCUGUGCGCCUCUGGACAGCACAUAACCUGGCUGACGACGCUGCUGCUGCUCAAGCCCCGUAGAUGAGUCUCCUCCUCGGCUAUGCUGCCCUGAGAGCGCCGCCGCGAGUAUCCGCCCUGCCAACAUGUCUGAUGUCAACAAGACUGUUCAGAAAUGGCACGCCAGUUUCAGAAAAGGCACAGACUUUGACUCGUGGGGACAAUUAGUGGAGGCUAUAGAUGAGUACCAAAUUCUGGCACGACAACUGCAAAAAGAAGUCCAGUCAACAAAUUCAUCAGACUUCACAGAGGAACAGAAGAAAACUUUAGGGAAGAUUGCAACAUGCCUGGAGAUGAGGAGUGCCAGUUUGCAGUGCACGCAGUCAAAGGAGGAGUUCAAGUUAGAAGACCUGAAGAAACUGGAAACCAUUAUUAAAAAUAUACUGACCUACAACAAAGAGUUUCCCUAUGAUGUCCAGCCGGUGCCCUUAAGGAAAAUCCUUGCUCCGGGUGAAGAGGAGAACCUCGAGCUGGAGGAGGAGGAGGAUGCUGCAGCAGGAGCAGGAUCUACAGAAGCUUUUCCCCCACGAGCUCCUGGUACCUUGUUGCCACGGUUACCUUCAGAGCCUGGGAUGACACUGCUUACAAUAAAGAUUGAAAAAAUUGGGUUGAAGGAUGCCGGGCAAUGCAUCGACCCUUACAUGACCAUUAGCGUCAAAGAUUUGAACGGUGUAGAUGUCAAUCCAGUCCAGGACACCCCAGUGGCCACCAGGAAGGAAGACACCUACAUUCACUUCAGUAUUGACGUAGAGAUCCAAAGGCAUGUGGAGAAAUUACCCAAAGGAGCAGCUAUCUUCUUUGAAUUCAAGCACUACAAACCCAAAAAGAGGUUUACCAGCACAAAAUGUUUUGCCUUCAUGGAAAUGGAUGAGAUCAAACCCGGACCCAUCGUAAUUGAACUGUACAAGAAGCCCACCGACUUCAAGAGGAAGAAACUGCAGCUUCUCACAAAGAAACCACUUUAUCUCCAUCUUCAUCAGACAUUGCACAAGGACAGCUAAGUUGGAGCACGCCCCGCCUUGAACCAUAAUCCACCUCUUUUUAUCUCUGUCGUACAGCCACAUCCAGCAAAAUGUGGUGUUUCACCUCAUUACAUCGAGCAAUACUAAAUCAAGGUCGUAGAUGUUUUUUUUCCAUGAGUAAGAAAGUUAAGUGAACUGAGCCAAACAUUAGUCACAUCUGCUCAGACUGCCACAUUAGUUUUUUUUCUUCAGAUUUCAUUUUAAGCACAUUCCCUUUUGUUGCAGGAAACCCUUCAUUCAAAAACUCAAAACCCCUAAAAUAACAGUGUUUCAACUAUUUGGAGAUACAGGGUUUUCAUAUGACACUAGGGGUACGAUGAAACCACCUCAUUGUCAGUCUUCCUUAAUUCACUGAUUUGGGGAAAUCUUGACUCACCAUGUUUGUGCUGUUGGACUUUGGUCAAUGGACUUCUGAACUUCUGUCAGUGGACUGCCAAAAAAUGUAGACUUGUUGACGAAGUCAUGGCACACAGUCCGCCUCAACAAGUCACUAAAAGUGCAUUCCUAAAUUCUAUCAUCGUCCAGCGAGUCUGGAGUGUGCUAUAAUUAUAGACUUUUACAGUGUUCAGUUAUAAUCAAUUAAUAAAUGGAUGAGUUUGAAUAUAAAAGCUAUUAUAAACUGAAUUAAAUUAGCAUUUAAACUAUGCAUUAUAAAACAUAAAGUUAAUAAAAGUAAUAAGAUAAUUACAUUUGCCAGUUUAUUAAUUUUCCUUAUACUUGCUUAAAUAAUUAACUGUUUAUUGUGAAAUCGAAUCACAAAUUUUAUUUUAAAAAGGCUUAUGAAUGUUACUUUUUGUUAUUCCGUUUACUAAUCUGUCUGCCUGUCAUGUUCCAUCUUACAAUCUGUUGACAGUUUUCCUAACAUUUAGUUUCCUUUUUAUUGCUUUAACUUAAAGGUUCCAUGCAGUGUUGUUGACCACUAGUGGUGCUAUGGAGCAAUGUUUUCCUUUUUUUUUUUUAAACUUCUUUUUAUUUCCUUUUAUCAAGUGCAAUCGUACAGUACAGUCACCUGUUCAGAGACACAACACAGGCAUAAAUGUCUUAGGGGGCAGUCCAUGGAUUUCAGCAUCUUCUCAAUGUCCAUAUAUGGUUUCCAUUCUCCAAAAAAAAACAAAAACGGGGGGGGGUCAAUACUGACAUUCGUCCAUGAGCAUGGAGAAACAAAUAAAUUAUAUAUAUAAAAAAACAUGUUCACUUUUAAAUGGGAAAAGAAAUCCACAGGAACUGUUUCAUUAUCUCUUAGAUCACAUCAGUUGAAAAAAUAUGAGAUAACUGGGGACCAUUUAGUCAGGAAUACAUCUGUUUUUAAUUGUAAUCUUGCAGUCAUGUUUUCUAUCUAGUAAAUAUCCUUAACUUUCUCCCUCUAUUGUGUUACCAUGGAGGGCAGCCUCGGCCAGGAGACUGUGAUUAUCUUUUUAGCAAUUAGAAGAAGUAGUCUGAUUGUAUGGAGCAAUGUUUUUAAGAGCAGGUCCAAAAAAAAAGUCUUAAUUAUUCCGGUGACACACUCCAGACUCCGUAAUGGUUUAGUGUUGGAUUCAGCAGUGGCAUUCAUAAAGUAACAUGGUGCAAUUAUGUGUUAUAUAUACAGUUAGUGUCUUUGACCAGAUGCCUCAGUGGACAUUUUUAGAGUAAUAAUUUUUACAAGUUGUGUUGGUCUUUUCUAAUUUCUCGCAAUAUUUGAUUUAAAUGGCAGAUCUUCAUACUCAGACUAGAAUUAAUGAGCUCAUGACCACGUCUCAGUGAAAGGUCCCCAUAAUCCUGACAGUCCCCACAUGUCAGUGUUAAUGCUUCACGGUGUACUGAAUGAAGUAAAUAAAGUUUUAUAAAUGCAUAGGCAGUAAAUUGGAUGCAGCAUGGUUUGCAUGCUGUGGAUGUGUAUUCUGUAUUCAGUGUGAGCCUUUGGUCAUGGCCCAGAUGUUUAACACCAGUUUUUUUCAGAAAUGCAGUGUUCCUGUUGAUUUAUGCAGAUUUUUAUCACCUGCCAGGAAGUGGUUUUUAAUCUCGUCUUAAUUUGCAGAUCAAAAAUAAUAAUUUUUCUAUCUACAUUUAUAUUUGACCAGUACUUACAUGGGACUGUGUCUAGAGGAUGCAUUUUAUUUUGGAUUGUGCUCUUGGACUGACUGACCAAGGAUUGUUUUUCUCUUCGGAUGUUACUCAGAAAAGCCCACUACUCUCAUUUUGAAAUGUCAUGUCACCCUGUUAUAAAGGGCUUUAUGAAAAUGAGGUUGCAUGUAACUUUAUAUAUUAUGUUUCCAGUCUGACUCUGCAGAUGUUCUUCUUCACUAAAACAUCUACAUUAUAAUAUUUGAUUUUAGAUUUUAUUUUUGUAAUGUCACAAUAUUCAGGACUGUAAAUUAACUGUAAGAUACACUAACUGAUGAAUAUACAGUAACUGUGUGUAUGUAUGAAGCGCUAUGAUGUGGUCGGACUGAGAACUGUUGAGUGUUUUAGUUUUGUUGACAGAUUGAGGGGAAUUGUAUCAAACAUUUACAAUGCUUUUAAUUUCUAAUAAACUACAAAUGAGGCUAUUUGGUGGAUGACUUCAUCUGAUGCAUCAUACACUGAACAGACAGCAUGUGUGGUUUCUGCCAAUACCAAGCCUUCUUUAACUAACUUGUUGUAUUUGUUAUAUUGCUCCAUCAAAGACUUAGGAAGAGUCUUAAAAAAGAGAUUAGGUUUUUCAUGUUCUCCAAAAACAAAGGGAACAAUGGCCUCCCUUCUCCUACAUCACUGGUAACAUUAUGUCAUCUGCCCAGUAUUUUUAACAUUAUUUUCAUUGGAUAACUGAAAAUAUUAAGUACAUCAUCUUAUCCUCGGAUGGAUUUCCAUGAAAUUUGUACAUCCAUGCUCCCUCAGGAUGAAUUGUAAUAAUUUUGGUGAUUCUGACUCUUCUAGCACCACCAUCAGGUCAAAUAUUAAAUUUGUCGAAUACUUUAAGACUAAAAUACCUGCAGAACAAAUGACAUUCCCAUCCGACUCUGCUGCACUUUGUGUUUUAGUUAAGAAUUUAAUUCAUUAGCAUUUAGCUCAAAGCACCACACCUCACAGAGCUGCUGGCAUUAUUAAUCCAUAACUGAUUAACUGUUCAAGUCAUUCAUCAAGCAAGAAUGUCUCAAAUGUGACAAUUUGCUGCUUUUCUUAGUUUUAUAUAAUUAUAAACUGAAUAUCUUCUGAGUUUUGUACUGUUGGUUGGGUGAAACGAGCAAUUUGAAGACGUCACCUUACGCUCCGGGAACCUUUGAUGGCCACUUGUCACUGCUUUGUGACAUUUUACAAAUUAUACAGUUAAUUAAUCAUUAAUAAAAAGCUUAGUUGCAGCACUUUACUGGAUUGUUUUUUCCAUUAUAAAAUGUAAUUCCAAGAAAAACUGCUCACAGUAAGGUCUCUGGAUUAUCCAGUGACAGGGGCACUGAUUCAGCAUUUUUUUUAUGCAUUUUUCAAGCAGUACGCACCACAAAUAGAAUUUCACCUCACUAUAUUUGGGUGGAGGCAGAGAUCUCAGAUGUCUCAAAAGCAAGCCAAGUAAAACCAAAGGUAUCUGAAUGUCUAAAUACCACUAGAUGUUAGUAAGAAUGUUUUCAUUUCGCCAUCCUAAAAUUACAGCUUCUGACUCAGCAACAGCUCAGAUGUAUGCCUUAUUUUUUCUAAAGCCACAUGUUGAAAACUAUAUAGACAGACGUGUGUAAAAUAGAUCCUCUGUAAGUGAACUGUAACCGGUUUAUAGCAUAACACCGACAGCUUUUACAUUCUUUAUUAUUAAAAGUUCUACCAACAUAGUAAAAUAAGUUAUACAUCUGGCCAUCAAAUUACACAUUUGCUUUACAGUCGGUUCUAAAGCAACAGCUUUGAGAAAAUUAUGGUAUUUCUGAAAUGCUAGAAGCUAAACCUCCCUCCUUUUCUCCUUGUUUAAAAUAAUUUCCACAGGAAAUGACAUUAAAAACAUUUCGCUCCUUAAAAAUCAUUGCUAUAUAUUUUUUAAAAGAUCAACACAAAUGAAAAACCUCUGGCAUAUAAUGAAUUGUUAUUGCACAAUAAGCUGUUUAAAAAGUGGCAACCCUCUCAACUCUUGACCAUAAUGAUUUCAGACACAUAAUUAUUGAUGAUGCUUUAAAUUUAAGGACCAUGUUUUUUUUUUGUUUUUUUUUU